Molecule: messenger RNA, 279 nt
Organism: Cetraspora pellucida
Lineage: Eukaryota; Fungi; Glomeromycota; Glomeromycetes; Diversisporales; Gigasporaceae
Source: the annotation of a GenBank genome assembly
UGUGCUGCUGGAGAAACUUGUCAGAACGGAACAUGUGUCAGUCCCGGUUGCAAUCCACAAUGUUCCGACGGUUACCUAAAUGGUAUUUCUUUUAAUAGUAGUGUUCCUGCUACAGGAAACUGCAUAAACAGUACCUGCUAUCUUUGCAUAUCUUGUGUACCUACACUAUUGUGCUCAAGACUUACAAAUGCAGUAUGUGUUAAUACUACUAAUUGUAAUGAUACUUCUACAUGCAAUUGUUGCGCACCUGCCCCUCAGAUGACGUCGUUGCCAGAGUAA